Molecule: messenger RNA, 1453 nt
Organism: Amyelois transitella
Lineage: Eukaryota; Metazoa; Arthropoda; Insecta; Lepidoptera; Pyralidae
Exons: 4
Coding region: 745-1392 (215 amino acids)
Source: RefSeq, a predicted model, not a curated record
GAUUUAUAGGCAGUAGUGCUUUAUUUACGUAUUAUUUACGUUUUUAAUAAAAAUGGAAGUUAGAUUUAAUAAAACAGACUCCAAAAAUUUACCAAAAAAAAAUUUUUUGGUGUGUGUGCAAAGUUUUCAAGUGUAGAAAUGAAAGGCACUAAAUUAGUACGGUAUGCAUGAAUGUUUUUAAACGUUGUUUGCAUUUUAUUCAGCAAUUUCUAAACAUAGCAGUUACAAUUUAGCUCAACGAGAGAAUCUUACGGCGAUAACGCAAUCGGUUAUGUGCAAAUUAAAAGAGAUGGAGAUGGAUUAAUUAUGUACAGUGAAAAGUCGAGUUACUCCAGAGCACAAAGUACGAAAAGAAGGUUAUCGUGUUACAGCUGUAAUAAAUGAAGCACAAAGCUUAGUUCUGUCCUGCCAAUGCGAAGAUUGUGCAGCUUCUGCAGGUCAAGUAUUACGACAUUAAUGAAUAAUUAAACUGUUCAAAAAGAAGAUUAUUUUAAAUGCUAUGAGGUAUUUAUUAUCAUGACUAAAACUUUAUCAUAUACAGGUGGGUGCAAGCAUGCUGCUGCACUAUUGCUAUGGUGCACAGAAGGUCUGAGCAGCCUCCAAUUACGUCCGUCACAUGCUAUUGGAAGAAGUCGAAAUUAUCUACAUGUGCUUCUGGAAAAUCUGUCAGAAAAGCCAAAGAAAUGGGUCAAGUUUCAGUCAAUCACAGUUUCUCUCAAGUGGAUAUUUUAUAAGAAUUUGUAGAUGCUGUCAAUAAAAAAGAUUGUCGGGGAAGUAUUCUUCGCUACUUUCAAGGAGACAAGCAUUCAUAAGGUGUGUUCAAGCUUGAUUGGAAAGUUGGACUCUCCAGAAUCAUUUCUUGAAGCAUUAUCAAAGCAAAUGACCACUGAUAAUAUAAAUAUGGUAUUUUCCACCACCAAACAUCAAAGUGAUUCACCAAUGUGGUUUGAGUUGAGGUACGGCAGAAUUACUGGCUCAACUCUUUAUGAAGCCGCUCACUGUAGAACUAUAAAUGGUUCCCUUCUGAACGCAAUUAUGGGAGAACAUUCAAAAUUUACUUCCAUUGCGAUGAGUAGAGGGAAAAUACUAGAAAAAAAAGUUCUCAAAGUAGUAAGCAAGAAAGAAAAGAUUGAAAUUGAAGAAGCUGGACUACUUCUUAAUGCCGAGUAUCCUAUUUUUGGAGCAACACCUGAUGGGCUUACUGAAAAUUAUACAAUAGAAGUCAAAUAUCCUUCAACCGAAGCUGCCAUACUUUCCUAUGUGAAAUACAAUAAAAUAACACCAAAAUGUUGUGUGCCAUAUGAUAACAGCAUUGUAUCUGUAAUGAAUAUUGCAAAGAAAUUCUGGAUAGAUGCUGUAUUUCCGAAAUUAAAAGAUAUAUGUAAUAUAUAAGCACAUUUUUUUGUUUUUCAAAUAUUUCAUAAAUUUAUUAAAUAAAACUAUGCUUCGAAAA